This is a messenger RNA of Nezara viridula (southern green stink bug), 5012 nucleotides long. NCBI's taxonomy places the organism in Eukaryota, Metazoa, Arthropoda, Insecta, Hemiptera, Pentatomidae. The record is from the annotation of a GenBank genome assembly.
GAGAGAGAAUAUCUUGAACUUAAAUAUAAUAAAAUAAACAAAAAAAUAUUAACUAUAGUUUUUCUUUUCAGUGCAGGCACUCCUCCAUCAAAAACAAAUAUCGGUUUGAUGCGAUAGAACAGAAGUUUACAUAUUCGAUGAAAAAGACCAAUAAGAUAGGCAUUUGCAACUGAUUGGCCAGCUGAUUGAAAACCUUUAACCAACUGAUAAAGCCAAAUUGAAACAUCUACAUAGAUAUAAUUAAGGAAAAUGAUAUAAUUCGAUUAUUGAUAUAAUUGCUAGUUAAAGAAUAUUAAGAUUAUCCUAAGAAGAAAAUACCAAGAGGAAAACUGAUGAUACUUAAAUAACAAACUAGAUUAUCCUAUGCGAACAUUAAUUUAUCCUGUAGAGUUAAAUGUUUUGUUUCAUCUCGAUCCUGAAAGUAAUAAAAUAAACUAUUUAUAAAACAUUUUUCAGAUUUCUGAAGAAGUUUUGCCAGGGUUUUAAGGAUAAAGCAUGCCAGAUAAUGAUAAAAUCAGAAAAACUUAAAAGAAUUUACUGCACCCUGAAUAGUGAAACUGAUAAUGGAAUGGUUGGCAGAAGGUAAAAGAAAGAGAAAAAGAUAUAGUAUAAGUUUGAAAAAUAAUUUAAAUAAAAAGGCUUAAAGAGGAAUUCAGAUGAGGAAACUUUAUGAAUGAGGGACUAAAUUUUGAAUAUAAAAAGAAUUGCCAUUCAAUGUAAUAUAUUAUAUAAGACAAAAAUUCAUAGUAAAUGAAUUUGUUAAUAUUAGAUAAUUAAUUUUAUUAUUUCGGGAAGUUGGGAGUUCUACUUAGUUAUGUUAUUUAGAAAGCAAUUUAGCACUUCGAUGAUUCUACAAUCAAUAAGACCACAGGAAAUAUAAAAUUAUUUAGAAAGAAAAGACAAAAUAUCAAGAAACAAAACAGAUGAUUCUCAUAUAAUAAAUUAAAUCAAUCCAAGUGGAAGUUAAUUUUUAUUUGAGAGUUAAUAAUUUUACUUUUAAUGCUAUUGUACACGAUUAUAUCAGUUAGGACUGAUAAAGAAAAUAUUUGAAUAACAAGUUUUACAAGGCUGAAUUUGAUAUUAAAACAAUAAUAAUGCAUGGAUUAUUUUAUAAUUCAAAAGUAAUUAUUGGAGUUUCCCAUCUUAGCUAUUUUCCCACACAUUCAAAUGUUAAUACAUUCAAGCAGUUUUUAAUUAAUAAGUAAUUACUCAGGAAGAAGAGGUUGGAAAUUGAUACUAAUUGUUAUGAAUAAGUCGUACUUAAAGAAGCAACAAUGGCAUGUGAAGGAAAUUACCCACCUAGAACUGUGGGAAAAUGUCUGGCACUUCCUUGAAUGAAAUAUUCUUGUCCAAGAGAUUUUCCCAGGCUCUGAGGUAGACAAAAAUACAAUUUCAGAAUAUAAUAGCAUGUAAUUACAAGAAAAAUUCAUCGAAGAUUUUUUAAAGAAUAAACAAGAAAUAUUCCCCUAUGUUCAAACAAUUACUCAUGAAAAUUAGUACUUUCAUAACACUAGAUCUUUUAUAUACAGACAUGUACUAUUCUAAUUCAAUGAAAACAGUUUUUAAAGGUAUUUUUAUAAAAUAUAUGAUUAUUGGUAGACUAUGAGAAGAAAAUUCAAAAUAUUUAUUAAAUGUGUUCAGUCAAGUUGAUUAAAUGAUUGAUCAAAUUAAGUAGUUAUUUUUGGUGAUAAACUAAUGUUUAGUAAAAACAUUGAUGUUCUACAUAAGAUAGAGACAUUAGGUUAUGAAAUAACAAUUUAUUAAGUUGAUUGUUAUAUCUACCACCAUGUUAUAAAUCUCAAUUAAAACCUUUGAAAUACUUAACGAACUUCAUAGUUUCAUUUUUGCGUGAUAAAGGAACACAUAUCAAUGUAGUUUAUUUUAAAAAUAUACAAGUACUUUUUUAUUCUAAGGAUGUUGAGGUUAUCGACUGAAUGAACUUCAAAAUCCUUAGAAUAUAAAUAUUGACAGUAAUUGAUCGUAAAAAUCAUGUGACAUGUAAUCGUGAUACCAUAGAACAUAUAUAUAGAAAUAAUAUGUGGAAUAAAUUAUGAAAAUAUACACAGCUCUGUCAAAAUAGGUAGAGAAAUUGAACUUCUUACUAUCACAAAGAACAUGUUACAACCUUUAUUUAUUAAGAUAAAGUACAAAACCGAAGCUGUGAUACCUGAAAAUAAAUAUCUAUAUUUACUCCAUACCAAUUCUUCUUAUAAUCAAAGUAACCAAUUCAUGACAGUGGAAGAUAUAUAAUUAAUUUUCAUAUUAGUCUAAAGAUGAAUACAUAAAGACAUGCCUGAGAACUUAGUUGAUAAGGUUUAGGUUAGAUUAUGUAGAACACUUAUCAAUCAGAUCAAUGAUGAGAAGUUUAUUUAAAAGAUUAGGCCAAAGGAUACCAACUGCAAGCACUCGGUUUUCUAAAGUUUCUAGAGGUAUAGGUUUUCCUGAAGUUUCUAUAAGCUUCCACAACCCAUGAACACCCAUUAUGAAUUGUUCGUUUGAGUCAGGAACGAUUCUAUAACUUAUAAGUCAGGGACGAUUCUAUAACUUAUAUUGACACUUCAAUUUUAAAUGUAUAAAAUUGCCGAUUAAUUGAUUAACGUAGAAAAUAGACAAUUAGAAACAGAUGAGUUCAAUUUCGAGCAAACUUAUAAGUGAUCCAACAUUCAUAAAACCAGCGUAUAUAGCUCUGAAGUUUGUAAUAGAAGGACCUAGCAUCUUUGGGCAAAGCAUAAAUCCGCCUUGGUGUAAUAAGGGAACGGAUGCUCUUUCUAUUUCUCACAGUGCGUAAGGACCCGUGGGAAAAUCACAUUCGCCUUGAUUCUCCUAUCCCCUUUCUUCAACAGAUUCAUGAUUGGCAGCACUACCACGCUAUUGGUGAAAAGGUGUCCGAGUGGGAGUAGUUUACUCUAAAAAUCCAACCAUUUCAUUGGCUGAACCUCCCUUCUUCUCUGACUUGUGGUUUAGGCGGAGCUUGACCUUCAUUCUUAAAACAGAUAAGCAUGAAGUUAGUUUGAUAGAAACAACUCAUGGUAACCCGUGAUUUUAUUCUGGAAAAAAAGAGUUUUAUGUGUAUUACAGCCUGUUCCUGAAAUAUAUUUGCAUUUAUUUAUUUUUUGAAAGAAAGAAUGUGAGAAUCGAUUUCCUUUAAUUUGUGUAACGUUGGUCAGACUGUCGGAAAAUUUCCCAUGGUGAACAGGUGUUUUCGAAUGAUGUUUUGAAACAGUAACUGAGUUCUUGUGUUGAGGGAGGGAUGGAUAGUGUUUUGUUGUGGCGUCAUACUUGGACUUAAAAUGGGUGUUUUGAAAUGAAUAACUAGACAUGAAACUAUUUAGAGGAGUGAUCCUCUAGCUGCUAUGUAAGAGACUUUUAAAAUAUCUCCAUGAUGCCUCACCAAUACGGGAUGGCUCACAGUCUACAGAAUCCAGUGGAGAGAUAUAUAUACCGAAAUGAAGAUCAAAGACUUACUAGGGAAGCCAUGGAAAGGUAUUUAAGAGAAAGGAGUGAUAUGAUUAUUGUUAUUCUCCAUGCAAAAGUUGCACAGAAAUCCUAUGGAAAUGAAAAACGAUUUUUCUGUCCUCCUCCAUGUAUUUAUCUGUAUGGUGAAGGAUGGCGUUUAAGACAAGAACAGCUCUUAAGGGAAGGAGAUACAGAACAUGCAGCUCAACUCUGUGCUUUCAUUGGUAUUGGUAACUCAGAGCAAGAUAUGCAACAGCUCGAUUUAAACAAUGGAAAACAAUAUUGUGCUGCCAAGACAUUAUAUAUAUCUGACUCCGAUAAACGAAAACAUUUUAUGCUCUCUGUGAAAAUGUUUUAUGGUAGUGGUCAUGAUAUCGGUGUAUUUCAGAGUAAAAGGAUUAAAGUCAUUUCAAAGCCGUCCAAAAAAAAACAGUCAUUGAAAAAUGCUGAUCUAUGUAUUGCUAGUGGUACAAAAGUGGCAUUAUUUAACCGCCUUAGGUCACAAACAGUCAGUACACGAUAUCUGCAUGUUGAAAAUGGGAAUUUUCAUGCAAGUUCAACUCAAUGGGGUGCUUUCACAAUUCAUCUACUUGAUGAUGAUGAGAGUGAAAGUGAAGAAUUUAGUGUGAGAGAAGGUUAUGUUCAUUAUGGAAGUACAGUCAAACUGGUAUGUUCCGUGACAGGUAUGGCUCUUCCGCGGCUUAUAAUCAGAAAAGUUGAUAAGCAGAUGGCUCUUUUAGAAGCUGAUGAUCCUGUAUCGCAAUUACAUAAGUGUGCAUUUUAUAUGAAGGAUACUGAACGGAUGUACCUUUGCCUGUCACAAGAACGUAUUAUUCAGUUUCAAGCUACUCCUUGUCCUAAAGAACCUAAUAAGGAAAUGAUUAAUGAUGGAGCCUGUUGGACUAUUAUUAGUACAGACAAAGCUGAAUAUCAGUUCUAUGAAGGGAUGGGUCCUGUUCGAACACCAGUGACACCUGUACCAAUCGUUCAUAGUUUGCAUUUGAAUGGAGGUGGUGAUGUUGCUAUGUUGGAAUUAUCUGGAGAGAAUUUUACUCCUAAUUUACAAGUAUGGUUUGGUGAUGUUGAAGCUGAAACAAUGUACCGGUGCCAAGAGUCAAUGCUGUGUGUGGUCCCAGAUAUUUCAUCAUUCAGAGGGGAAUGGCUUUGGGUCCGCCAACCAACACAAGUACCAGUGUCACUUGUCCGUAAUGAUGGUAUAAUUUAUGCCACCGGCCUUACCUUUACUUAUACUCCUGAACCUGGCCCUCGUCCUCAUUGCCCACCUGCUGAAGAUAUUAUGAGGCAUAAUACUACACACACAGAUAGAUUACCUCCUAUACCAGACGUGGCUUGGAAUCAGGCUCAAGGUAUAUAAUUGUAACUUAUAUUUUUGUUCCAUCAUUCAUGUAACUCUCAGGCAUUUACUUCCAUGAGAUUUAUCAUUACAUACAUUUUUAAUUUUAAAGUAUUAAAUAAGUUUAUUUAAAAUAUGUAACAACACAAUCCUUUAUAUGUGAUAGAUUAACCAGUUAUGUUUUUUUUAAACUUCUUUUCUU